Messenger RNA from Arachis duranensis, 2109 nucleotides. RefSeq names its product probable protein phosphatase 2C 55. The transcript has 4 exons. The coding region runs from base 435 to 1802 and encodes 455 amino acids. The record is from RefSeq and is a predicted model, not a curated record. NCBI's taxonomy places the organism in Eukaryota, Viridiplantae, Streptophyta, Magnoliopsida, Fabales, Fabaceae.
UACUGUUUGAACCCGGAAGAAUACAUGGUUUUUUUUUUUUUCCCUCGUUUCUAUUCCUUUCUUUCCGGUCAUUGGCAUCUAACAAUGCUGAUCGCUGUAGCGGGAACAUUUAUAAAGAGGAGACACCGAAAGGAUCAGCUACCACCCAAUUUCUUUAUUAUCAUUUAAUUUAAUUAUGCACCAAACUUCUUCCGUUGUGUUUCGAUUCUCCUAGGAAUUUUCUGGUUAGGGUUUUCCUUCGCUACCUUUCUUCUCUGAUCAGCAUCAGCUGUAAGUCGUUUCAUUUUGAAUCUCGUUUGAUUUCUCUGCCAUCGGUUCUUCCUCUGAUUUAUUUGAAUGAACAAUGCGGUUUUUGACCUUUGUUGUCUGUUGCAAAUAUUGGUGUUGUGUUCCAUAGAGUUGAAUAAGCCAAAUUAUUGUUUGUGAAAAAAAAAAUGCCACUCGUGUACUUUUCAAGAUUGGGCACUGCAAUUCAAGGUUCAAAUGUAGGAAUAGGUGGUGGAACCAUAAGUUCUGUUGUUUUCGGUGUUCUGAUUGCACAAGGGAAGUUGUUGUUUAGUACUACCAAGUUUUGUCACCCUGUAAACUUCGAAGCUUGUACCUAUUUAGUUAGACAGAGAAGAACAUUGUCUGUAAUUGCCACACCAUGUCCCACAGUGUCUACUGAUUCUGCUCUCACUUCUCGCUUAUCUGCAGCUGCAAUCAGUGAAUGCUCUGAUAAUAAGUUAACUUUGAGGUAUCGUCGCCAUUCACUGUCAAGAAAGGUUGUGAGUAAUCUGUGUUUGAGGACAGGUUUGGAGAAUGGUAGAAAAGUGGGCAUGAAAAGCUCUUGGCAACCCGAAAAUCGUACAAUUUAUAGCUAUCUUAUUGCUGCAAGGACCUUGCACACUUCUUACCUCUGCACAGAGUUGCCAUCUAGAGAUUUGCAUGGAUCAUCAUCAUGCGCUAUUUCAGGGCCUGCUCAUGGUGUACGUCGUGACACUUGUGCUUGUAAAGAGAACUCAACAAAUUCUUCUAAUUCAUCUAAACCGAAAGCUCCUUUAGGUAAAACCCUUAAAUUAGCAUCUGGAUCAUGCUACUUACCCCAUCCUGAUAAGGAAAAAACCGGGGGAGAAGAUGCUCAUUUUAUAUGCUCUGAGGCACAAGCUAUAGGACUGGCAGAUGGUGUUGGCGGCUGGGCCGAUCAUGGUGUUGAUGCUGGACAGUAUUCUCGUGAGCUCAUGUCCAAUUCAGUGGCUGCUAUUUCGGGGGAGUCCAAAGGUUCAAUUGACCCAGCAAGGGUGUUGGAAAAAGCAUACUUAAGUACAAAAGCUAAGGGUUCCUCCACAGCAUGCAUUAUCACACUUACUGAUCAGUGGCUUCAUGCUAUUAACUUGGGAGACAGUGGUUUUAUGGUGAUCCGUGAUGGGUGCACUGUAUUUCGGUCCCCGGUGCAGCAACAUAAUUUUAAUUUCACUUAUCAGCUGGAAAGUGGAAAUAAUGGCGAUUUACCUAGUUCUGGUCAGGUUUUCACGAUUCGUGUUGCUCUUGGUGAUGUCAUAGUCGCUGGUACGGAUGGGUUGUUUGACAACUUGUACAAUAAUGAUAUCACGGCAGUGGUGGUUCAUGCCAAAAGAGCUGGCUUAAGCCCUCAGGCAACAGCUCAGAAAAUAGCUGCCCUGGCACGCCAACGGGCACAGGACAAAGACCGGCAGACGCCUUUUUCAACUGCUGCUCAAGAUGCUGGGCUCCGUUACUAUGGUGGCAAGCUUGACGACACAACAGUUAUCGUUUCAUAUAUUACCGGCUCUGAAGAUGCCUAAAAUCCAAUCCAGUUCUCUUGUACAUACUCUUUUUGUCCUCAUGCGCACCAUGCAGCAUAUGUGAUUAUUAUAAAUAAAAGGUUUAACAUUGUUACCCUCCAGAAAAUGAUGUUAGUGACAACCAAUUCAGAAAUGUAGGUCCGAAUUUAAAGUUUUGACCGUCCAAAUUUUGUUUGUAAGCAACCAGCCUCUUAAGUUGGAUGUUGUUUUGCUUGGUUGUUGGUUUUGGCACUGAGCAGGAAAGUGUGACAACUGACAAGCAUUCAAAUUGAAAUAAUGUAAAUGAGAGUUCAGGUUCCUUGAGUAA